CUCCGCCGGGCGCUCCGGGGAUCAGCUGGCGGGCGGGCGGGCGCCGAACGCGGCCCCGGCUCUCGCUGCAGCGCCGCCUCCUCUCCUUGUCGCAGGCCGGCCCGGCGGCCGUGACAAUGUUGCGGCGCUGGUAGCUGGGUGCCGGCCGCCAAGCCAUCUCAAGUUUAAACUUACACGAAUCGCUCUCUUGAGGAGGAGGGGACCGCCGCGCGAUUGACACGCAUAUUCCUAUAGGCAUCCUCCCUCAGCCCCCACCCCCUCGGCCGGAUUCGGGUGGCUCCUCUCCUAGCUGAAAUCCGAGAAGAAAUCCUUGGAUCUCUUGUUUUAAAAAAAAAAAAGAAAAUCUAGAAACCGUCGGUAUUUUGCUUUACUGCUUCCUUUUCGCAAGAUGAAGAAGUUUUUCGACUCCCGGCGAGAGCAGGGCGGCUCUGGCCUGGGCUCCGGCUCCAGCGGAGGAGGGGGCAGCACCUCGGGCCUGGGCAGUGGCUACAUCGGAAGGGUGUUUGGCAUUGGGCGACAGCAGGUCACUGUGGACGAGGUGUUGGCGGAAGGUGGAUUUGCUCUCGUGUUUCUGGUGAGGACAAGCAAUGGGAUGAAAUGUGCCUUGAAACGCAUGUUUGUCAACAAUGAGCAUGAUCUCCAGGUGUGCAAGAGAGAAAUACAGAUAAUGAGGGACCUGUCGGGGCACAAGAACAUCGUGGGUUACAUUGACUCCAGUAUCAACAAUGUGAGUAGCGGUGACGUGUGGGAAGUGCUCAUUCUGAUGGACUUCUGCAGGGGAGGCCAGGUGGUCAACCUGAUGAACCAGCGCCUGCAAACAGGUUUUACAGAGAAUGAAGUACUCCAGAUAUUUUGUGACACCUGUGAAGCUGUUGCCCGCCUGCAUCAGUGCAAAACUCCCAUUAUCCACCGUGACCUGAAGGUUGAAAAUAUUCUCUUGCAUGACCGAGGCCACUACGUCCUGUGUGACUUUGGAAGUGCUACCAACAAAUUCCAGAAUCCACAAACUGAAGGAGUCAAUGCAGUAGAAGAUGAGAUUAAGAAAUACACAACGCUGUCCUAUCGAGCACCAGAAAUGGUCAACCUGUACAGUGGCAAAAUCAUCACUACGAAGGCAGACAUUUGGGCUCUUGGAUGUUUGUUGUAUAAAUUAUGCUACUUCACUUUGCCAUUUGGAGAGAGUCAAGUGGCAAUUUGUGAUGGAAACUUCACAAUUCCUGAUAACUCUCGAUAUUCCCAAGAUAUGCAUUGCCUAAUUAGGUAUAUGUUGGAACCAGACCCUGACAAAAGGCCAGAUAUUUACCAGGUCUCCUACUUCUCAUUUAAACUACUCAAGAAAGAAUGCCCAAUUCCAAAUGUACAGAACUCUCCCAUUCCUGCAAAGCUCCCUGAACCAGUGAAAGCCAGUGAGGCAGCUGCAAAAAAGACCCAGCCAAAGGCCAGACUGACAGAUCCCAUUCCCACCACAGAGACUUCAAUUGCACCCCGCCAGAGGCCUAAAGCUGGGCAGACUCAGCCCAACCCGGGAAUCCUUCCCAUCCAGCCAGCCCUGACACCUCGAAAGAGGGCCACGGUUCAGCCCCCACCUCAGGCCACAGGAUCCAGCAACCAGCCUGGCCUUUUAGCCAGCGUUCCUCAACCAAAACCCCAGCCUCCACCCAGCCAACCCCUACCGCAGCCUCAGCCCAAGCAGCCCCAGGCUCCGCCCACCCCACAGCAGCCGCCUUCCACCCAGGCCCAGGGUCUGCCCACCCAGGCCCAGGCCACACCCCAGCAGCAGCAGCAGCAGGCGGCACCGCCUCCUGCACAGCAGCCAGCGGGCACAUUCUACCAGCAGCAGCAGCAGCAGGCCCAGGCUCCGCAGUUUCAGGCAGUACACCCUGCAGCCCAGCAACCAGCGAUCGCUCAGUUCCCCGUGGCAGCCCAAGGAAGCUCUCAACAGCAGCUGAUACAGAGCUUCUACCAGCAGCAGCAGCUGGCCACAACCCUGCAUCAACAACAACAGCUGCUGACUCAGCAGGCUGCCUUGCAGCAGAAGACCGCAGUGGUAGCCCUACAGCAGGCCCAGGCACAGCCAGCCACAGCCCCCCAGCCAGCCCCUGCCCAGGAGCCAGCGCAGAUUCAAGCCCCCAUAAGACAGCAGCCAAAGGUUCAGACAACCCCACCUCCUACCAUCCAGGGGCAGAAACUCGGAUCUCUCACUCCUCCAUCGUCCCCCAAGGCCCAGCGUGCUGGACACAGGCGGAUUCUCAGCGACGUGACCCACAGUGCAGUCUUUGGGGUCCCUGCCAGCAAAUCAACCCAGCUGCUCCAAGCAGCUGCAGCUGAGGCCAGUCUCAAUAAGUCCAAGUCUGCAACCACCACUCCUUCAGGCUCCCCUCGGGCCUCCCAGCAAAACGUUUAUAAUCCUUCAGAAGGUUCUACAUGGAAUCCCUUUGACGACGACAAUUUCUCCAAACUCACAGCUGAAGAACUGCUGAACAAGGACUUUGCCAAGCUGGGGGAAGGCAAACAUCCUGAGAAGCUUGGAGGCUCAGCUGAGAGUUUGAUCCCAGGCUUUCAACCAACCCAAGGUGAUACUUUUGCCGCUUCCUCAUUUUCUGCUGGAACUGCUGAAAAAAGGAAGGGUGGGCAGACUGUGGAUUCUAGCCUUCCUCUUCUAAGUGUAUCUGAUCCUUUCAUUCCUCUUCAAGUACCUGAUGCACCAGAAAAACUAAUCGAGGGACUCAAAUCUCCUGACACUUCUCUUCUGCUCCCUGACCUCUUGCCUAUGACAGAUCCUUUUGGUAGCACUUCUGAUGCUGUAAUUGAAAAAGCUGAUGUUGCUGUUGAGAGUCUGAUACCAGGACUGGAGCCCCCGGUGGCCCAGCGCCUCCCAUCUCAGACGGAAUCUGUGACCUCAAACCGCACAGAUUCUCUCACCGGGGAAGAUUCCCUGAUUGAUUGCUCUCUGCUUUCUAACCCUACUACUGACCUUCUGGAAGAAUUUGCCCCCAUAGCGAUCUCUGCUCCGGCCCAUAAAGCUGCAGAAGAUAGUAAUCUCAUCUCAGGUUUUGAUGUCCCUGAGGGCUCGGACAAGGUGGCAGAAGAUGAGUUUGACCCUAUUCCUGUAUUGAUAACCAAAAACCCACAAGGUAUCCAGAGAGAGCCCAAUCCCUAUCCUGUAAUAACUGUAGAGCACUUUAAAGAAUCAACGGGUUUUAAAGGCCUUCCCCUGUAUCCAGACCCCUCCAGAGUACCUGGAACGAAAACUCAGAACAGUUUAGAAUAUGACUACUUGGCCCGAGAUGGCCCUUCCAGCAACAGCUCGUUCCACAGCAGUGAAGAGGAAGGGACCGACCUCGAGGGGGACAUGCUGGACUGCAGUGGGUCUCGACCUCUCCUCUUGGAGUCGUCAGAAGAGGAUGAGAGCUGCAAGCCUCCGCAGGGGAAGCUGGGAGGAGCCACCCCCUUCACUCAGCCAGAAGUCUCUCCUGAGCAAGGCAAGGCAGCGCAAGGUGGAAGAAAGAACCAGUUCGGAGCCCUCACGCAGCCAACCGCUGAUGGACUCGGUGAGCCAGAUGUUUUCGCCACUGCCCCCUUCAGGAGCUCGAGGGUUCCCCCUGAUGACGUGGACAUUUUCACCAAAGCCCCAUUUGUCUGCAAGGGCAGCGUGGCUCCUUCCCAGCCAGAGGAGGCGGACGUGUUCUUGAGAGCUCCUUUCACUAAGAAGAAAAGCAUGGAGGAGUUAAACGUUGCCCAGAGCGCCUCCCCGGAGUCCCCUGCGCAGCCCGGUCUCCUCCGUCAGACCAGUGACAUUCCUCUGCUCCCGGGCCUUGAUCGAGCCGUGCAUCCCUCUGUACGAGCUCAGUAUUCCAUGGCUGGUUUUGCCCAACCGUCUAACCACCCCUCCCAUUCUGUACAAGCAGCAGACCAUCUUGACAGCGUCUCUCCCAGGGGCCCCUCUCUGGAAUCUGGGGCCCAUCCUAAUGACAGAAACAAAGGACCUCAGCCCCAGAAAGAAUCUGUCUCAGUCCCCGUGGCUGGCAAACCGUUCCGCCCUCAGUCUUUAUCCAAAUAUUCCCGUCACUAUAGCCCGGAAGAUGAGCCAAGUCCAGAAGCCCAGCCCAUCGCUGCCUACAAAAUUGUUUCGCAAACCAAUAAGCAGUCGAUAGCUGGCUCUGUUUCCAUCACGUCCCUUUCCUCCAGGACUACGGAGCUGCCAGCGGCUGAUCCUUUUGCUUUAGCACCCUUUCCUUCGAAAUCAGGCAAGCAGAAACCUUAGGAGCCAUACCUGAGCCUUAGGCCUCUGUCUCUACCCCACCCUUAAUACCCACCACAUCACUCCCAGCUGAGCCUUCCUAAGAAGAAAUAUUGACAUAUCAAUUAUUAUCUUUCAGUUCCAUAGUCAGCAGGACUUCUUCAGUCAGCAAACUCCGUCGAGGUGAUAACUUAGUUGAAACUCCUUUAACUUAUGCUCAAUUCUUUUGUUUAUAUUGAUUUCUGGACUUUCAGGCAUUUCCAUCUCCACCUCCACCCAGAGCUCUGCUUUUUGUUGUUUGCCUAGAAACUGUUUAAGUCUAGAACUACUUCCCAGUAAAUCCAGAAAUAACUUCCCAAAGGGGCCAGGUUAUUGCUAGUUUGACUCCUGUAGUUCCUGUCCUGAGUCAUGUCUAUCGAGGAAUCAAGAUGAGUUCCUCCCAGACUUGGUUUCAUACUCUUGAAAAGGGUAUAUUUCAGGAAAGAAAACCAGAUAAAAAUUCUGCACAUCAAAAAGAAGUGUAAUCCCGCAGAUACUAAUCAUUCCUGUGAAGCCGGCAGCUCUAGAAUUCUCUGGAUCUGAGUCUGUGCAAGCCACACUGGUCCUCGUGCGUGAGUGUCUGUGGGUGUGUGACGUGUGUCAGAUCCUUUGUAGAAAUGCAAACAGAUAUCUGUGCUUGUGUCUAAUAGUGUUGAGCCUUCCCCAUGUGCACACUUUAAAAAUUCGUGUGAGCACACAGCUAUGUGUGUGCAUGUCUGUGUGCACAGGAAACAUUCUUCCUUUCACUAAAUCCUGUCCCACCUCGCGUACCUCCACAAUCACUCAUUUGCUGGCGUUGGUCUCCUGACCUAACUGACCUGAACCCUGUUUUUAUUGAGUUCUUUUCUCAUGGCAAAAUUGAAUUCAUUGGAAUGUAUAGGAAAAUCCUGUUGGAACUGAAGUUUCUAAGGUAGAUUUUUUUUUUUCCCUCUAGAAUUUGCUAUGAACAAAUUCCAUUUACACAGGCUUGAAAAAUUAAUUAUCCUUAUACAGUUCCCCCUCAGAACAAUAGAAAAGAGCACAUUGUUACAGUUCCAACCACUGGGUUUGUGGUCUAAGUAAUUUUAAAAAGUACUUAAAAAACCUUAGGUCUGAGGCACUCCAUGCUGUCAAUGCGAAAUUAAUUAAUCAUGAGACUAGGCUACAAACUAGAUUUGCUUGUUUGUUUUUCCACAUCCUUGUCACCUUUGUCUACUGCUUCUUGAGGAAAUAGAAAUCUGAGACGUGUACAUAAGUUUGGGAGAAAGGAAAAGAGCUGAACCAGCCAGCCAUGAAAACCUUUCGAUUCUCUGUCCCCUUGGAUGCUAAAGUAGGUCAGAUAGGUGCCUCCCUUGUGUUUUUGAAAUGUCUUGUAUUUCUGGAAAGAUCUGACUUAUUCUUGGCUGUUUUCUUACCCUUUAUUAUUAGUGCCUUAAAAUGAAACUUACGUCUCAGUGGGAAGAUUUCUGCUGAAGAUGUUCAAUUUCCUACUUCAACUUGAAAGCUUCCUGUGACUUGUAGUAAAUGUUAGUGAUUUCUCCGUUAGCUGGAGAUGUUGGGAGAGUUGCUUACCAACCCAGAUUGAUGAUUUAAGAAUUAUGGGAAAUUUGUCCAAGAAUCAAGCCUGAAUGCCAAACUCAACUGCAGUUAAGUGUCAUACUUUUAAAUUUGAAGUUCAGGGAUCUUGGCAGUAAAAUCUGAACAGAUACUUUUCAAGACUUUUUCUAGUUUAGUCUCCACCUAUUUCAGCUGUCCAGGUUAAAAGAUAAAUUUAAAUAAUAGGCACUGGAUCAGGGCUCCUAGCAAUGAUUUUCCAACUGAGGUUUCAGCGGUGCUGGUCCUUCACUUUUAUGGAUGCUAAGUGUUCAUUGGGCUUUUCUCCCAAUGAUCAUUUCCGCGUUUUCUGUGUAACAGUGGAUGUAGAAUCAUCUUUCCAGUUGAAUAGUUUUGGCUAACAGGUGUGGAACUUAGCACCCUAAACUCUUCCCUUGCCUUUAUCAAUUAAAGCCUUCACGUGCAGGAGUGAAAAGGAUGGGAAUAUUCAAGGAGAGUUCUCACCCCAGAAACUCUUAAAGCAGAAGGUCAUUCUAAUUCACCAGAGGUAUUCAGGAUUACCUCUGUAACAGCCCUGCAAAAUGACUUUCCUUUGGUUGUUUGAUCACUCCCCUCCUGAUCAUUUUAGUUCUCAAGGUGAAAAUCAAUAAAAUCUUGGUAAUUUUAUUACAUAAUUGAAUCAUUUGUCAAGCUGUGCUUGUAAUCCUUUUUUAUUCUCACUGGAGACCUAUGAUGGCUGGAGACUCUAAAUACCUUUUUUUGAACAAGAAAUGAAUAUAAACACAUGCAAAUUAAUUUUGUGUUGUUCUUAAUGAUGCAUGAAAAUUUGGGGACUAUC
Molecule: messenger RNA, 6650 nt
Organism: Physeter macrocephalus (sperm whale)
Lineage: Eukaryota; Metazoa; Chordata; Mammalia; Artiodactyla; Physeteridae
Gene: AAK1
Product: AP2 associated kinase 1
Exons: 22
Coding region: 389-4264 (1291 amino acids)
Biological process (GO): protein phosphorylation
Molecular function (GO): ATP binding; protein kinase activity
Source: RefSeq, a predicted model, not a curated record